Blastomyces dermatitidis ER-3 is the source of this 4252-nucleotide messenger RNA. RefSeq lists its product as uncharacterized. The transcript has a single exon. The coding region runs from base 69 to 2591 and encodes 840 amino acids. NCBI's taxonomy places the organism in Eukaryota, Fungi, Ascomycota, Eurotiomycetes, Onygenales, Ajellomycetaceae. The record is from RefSeq and is a predicted model, not a curated record.
UGAGAUUCACACUCUCAAGCAGCAUUACACUCUUCUCAUGCUAAUCAAUCCUUGAAUGUGUAAACUCAAUGGCUCUCCUGAGUGAUGUUGUGUUAAUUUCCAUUGUUUGUGCUGUUACUGUGUUCUUGUCUAUUUUACUAGUGACUAUCCUUUGCCUACGCUAUCGCCGGAAGAAUAUCCUCCAUUCCAAUGGGCCCAAUUCCAAUUUAUACCCCCAGUCGCGUGGGUUAUUCCAUUCAACAUUUCCUUUUUCAAACGCCGGCGCAAGGCAAUGGUCUGCAAUUAGCUCCACGGAAAAUAUCCGCGGGCAAGUGUCUUCUCCGGCUAUUCUGGAACCGGCUCCCUGCCAUACUUCUGAAAGGAGAUCUUCGCGUAUGUCGACAUUAUCGUCGCGUAAUUCGCGUCGCCUGCACAAGAAAUCAAGUAGGGACAUACCUCUCGAGUCUGUCCCACCUCCAUGUUCGUAUACAGGCCCCUCGGAUGUUGCGAACAUUGAUUCAUCUCCUCGCUCAAUCGCAGAGCUUCAGGCAGACUGCAUUCCAAAGAGGAAACCACCUCUGCCGCAUGACGACACCACCAAUGAGGAUGCAGGGGCCCGUAUCACUUCAUGGCCACUGACAAGAAAAGGGUCAUACUAUGAUAUUACUGCAACAAUGCGAGGAGGCCCAUAUUUGGUGGAUUCUGAAUUAUCCAAAAGACGGUCUGAAUGGAUUCUACGCCAAGUUCCGGGCUCUCCUCCAAAGCACGAUGUACCCCCAUUGCCAGCUCUGCGUCCGCCUGUGGUGCCUGAUCUGACCAGACAAAAUUCCAUGCUACUUUCAAACAAGAGUCUGGACACUGCAGGCAGCUCUAUACUUGACGAUCCUGUCCGGGAGAGCUUGAAUGAUUCAGUUGAUUUAGAGACGGCCAGAGAACCCUAUCCUAGGACUCAUGAACGGUAUACUUCGACAGGUGGGUGGUGGCUAUCAGCCUCUGCCGCAGGCGGACCGGUAUCCCGUAUCCCACCAGCAACGUCACCCCGGCGCUACAGCUCGACGUCUACUAGCUCAUACAGGAACGUCCAAGAUCACGGUUCUCCCAGACGAAGCGCGUCGAUGCAUUACCCAGAAAAAUCGUCUCACAUUUUGGGUGUCCAGUCGCCAACUAGCAUCUGCCAGCUGCAUGCCCCUUCGCCCGGAGUAUCGCGUUCACUCACGAGUGGCCCAUGGAUUCAAACUAAUACCAGUAAUCGAAUGGGUCAACUGCCUACCACAAACAAAGCAAUCACGUCUUCCAUCCAUGAAAGUGGAUGUAGGUUGGACCAACCACACUCUCAGUCAGCCAUAUUGAAGCCUAUCACUGAGAACGGGAAGAAUUGUGGAACUCGACAGUUGUCAAACGCCAAUGGUUGUGCAUCCAAGCGAGCUCAAUGUGCUGCUGGUUCAUCACGCGUAUCAACCCGGCGGAAAAUAUCUAUCGACGAGGAAAAGAAGGGACAUCAACGCCGAAAGAGUGUCAGGUUAUCCGUGUGUCAACAAAACCCCAUUCCAACUUCAUUGUCGCCAACUAUUGAGGAGUUGGAAGAGAGUUCUUGUAAAUCAACACCUCCACCAAAAGCCGUUACCCCGACCCGUCAAAUCAAUGAAUCUUCUGAACUCCCACCGUCCACUGAGGAUUCUAAAAGCCCUUUUGAUAACGACGAGCAGAACUUGGCCGACGAUGAAGGCGGGGAACCUACGCCUACUCCAAUUGACCGUGGCGUAGAAACGAAAAACCUGUCGACACCAAGUCCUUCCAGCGUACUAAACACUUCCCAAAGCCCCACUGAUGAAAGACCAGGCAUUCCCCGUCGUUCAUCGCUCCGCCGAAUCACGUCGACGAGUGUACGAUCCCAACAUCAAGCUCAGUCCCAACCUGCGCGCUCCACAUCAGUAACGUCUACUAUUACUACUACGCCUACAAGCGAGCACCACGCAUCGGCUCCAUCGACAACCACGUCCACGCAUACAGUAUCCAGUUUCCCUGUUUUCGAGAGUCAUGCAAACAAUAUCGCGAAUGUGGACAAAGAUGCGAGGAAUCUCAAUAGAAGCGGUCGCCCUACGAGGAACGCUUUUGCUCUCCCCGAAAACUCUGAAUUGGAAGAAGAAACGUCAGGGGGGAAGAAGCCAAGACCCCUGCCUGUCCUACCCAUCCCAAAAGUGUCACAACCGCCAUCCCGCUCCCGCGCCCCCAAAUUUCGAGUAGCACUCACAACCAUAAAAUCUGUCUCCAAUAUCGCGAUGCAUGAUGAGCCUUAUGGAGGUUGUUGUGAGGGUAGUGACAAGGAGAAUGGCGGUAAUGCUACCACUAAAUGUGACGAUGGUAGCGAAACUCCCACUCCGAAACCCAGCCCAUCCCAGUAUCAUCAGUUGGGAAAAGAGGAAGCUGGAGCUAGAUCUUCUAUUCAACAAGAGGGAACUAAAUCACCUUCUGACAGACAGAAAAGAUCCGCAGCGCCGCCGGUUUCGACGCCGUUGAAAGCAGGAACUGGAUUGGGGGCAGAACAACUGACUUCAUCGAUUGUGAGAACUCCUGGGAGCAUGUAUGAUCAGUUUGGAUUUUUGAAGGAGUGAAGGUGAUGGACAGCCCUGCUUGAUGAAAUAUGGGCGAGAGUAAGGUAGGUAUGGAAUAUGGUGCACGGCAAAGAUGAGUUAUUAUUGUUGUCGCUCUUGAAUUUUAAUUGCUAUUGGUUCUAGGUAGUUAUGUCUUCUAUUUGGAAUUGUUUGAACUACUACUUGGUGCAUAUCCAUUUAGGGUCCUCUGUCAUACGUUGCUCUUCUCCGUUCUGAUCCUGUUGGCUUUCUUUUCUCGCGCUUAGCCUUUUGUGAGUUGGUCUCUUGUUUGGCAUGUUUACUAAUGGGAAUGGGGGUAGUAUUUCGCUGACUUCAAUAAUUUGUCCUGGAUGUCUAUUUGAUGUCGUGUUAGCUUGCUCGUAUGCUUUUUUUUUUUUUUUUUUUGAUUUCGAUCCUGGGAGAAGCUGGAAGAUGUAAGUGCAUACGAUCUUGAUCAUUUCCGUUUCCUCCUCCUGUAGGUAACGGUGCCGCUUCUGCUUGCCGUUGUAUUCGAUUUGCGUGGACUGUGCAAUUGUUGUUUGUUUCACCCGUCUAUUUCUCGAAGCCGUUGAUCGUUGUCUUAAUGUUUAAUUGCACCCGUUGUAGGCCUCUCACGAUGAGCACACCCUGUCUGAAACCAAACAAAUACAAUUAAUCUUCUUUUCAUGGCUAUACCUUCCUACCUACCAAGGUAAAUUAUCUAAUACAUAAGCCAGAAAACUCACCUCGAGGUAUGAAAGAGAAAAAUAUCAUAAAACAUCCAAAUUUACAGAUUAUUCCUUUUUGAAACAAUAGUUAACACUCAACCCGUUCUCCUCCACUUCGUCUCCUCCCCACCCUCACCCGCAUCCGCCUCGCAACCGACCCUCGCAUUAUCCUCACCCCCUUCCUCACGAGGCCUAACCGUCCCCGCCCCUGGGCCCAAAGAAACUCCACCCGACCCUUCGCCCUGCUCACCCUCAUUACCAUCCCCCCCUUUCCAAUUCCCUUCCUCAUCAAAAUACUCAUGCACAUUCUCCGCCGUAAUCCAACCUCCACUCCCGGGCAUCGCAGGCGGUAGGCCGCCAGCGUUAUUGCCAGGAAUGAUCACGCCGUUCUGAUACAAGAUACUACUAUCCAGUUGUUGGGUUGGGUUAUCCUGCAUAUCCGUGUCACCUUCGUCGUCGCUUCCAGGUUGCGAGGGUGGGUCUGGGUGCAGGUUCGAGCAGGCUGAGACGGCGGCAAAGAGGUCUUGUGUUGGGGUUUGGCUGGGUUUGUUUUCCUCUUCUUCUGUAGUGAUGAGGUUGUCUUCUUGCUGUUGUUGCUGUUGCUGUUGUUCUUGUGCUUGAGGUUGUGGUUGUGGUUGGGGAGGCGGAGGCGGAGGUACAAUUGUUAGACAUAUGCUACCUUCUUCCAUGUCCUCAUCCUCCUGGUUGUCAUUACUGUCUGUUGCAAGUUGCAUAUAUAGCCCCUGCACAGUAUUUUCAUCUCCAGUGGAUGGAGUCGCGAGGGGAUUGGAGUUAGGUAUUUGCAGGCGCUGAAUCGCAUGCAGGGAGAUGGAUGGGUAUGGGAUUGUGACACCGGUUUUAGAAGGCUGGGAGUAGAGGAGUAGGCGCCUGUUUCAACGUUAGAGGUGCGAACAUCCUCGUAGAAAUAUCAUAUACGUGGGGGAAUGUAUAUCCAUACUCAGAUGUUACCCAAAC